AUGAAGUUGUUGCUUGACAAGAACGCCGACGUCAACGCGCAGGGUGGACACUGCGGUAACGCACUCCAGGCGGCUUCAUCUAGAGGCCACGAGCAGAUGGUGAAGCUGCUGCUCGACAGGGGCGCUGACGUCAACGCGCAGGGCGGACACCACGGCAAUGCACUCCAGGCGGCUUCAUCUGGAGGCCACGAGCAGGUGGUGAAGCUGCUGCUUGGCAAGGGCGCUGACGUUAACAUUCAGGGUGGAUUCUACGGCAACGCACUCCAGGCGGCUUCCUCUGGAGGCCACGAGCAGGUGGUAAAGCUGUUGCUUGGCAAGGGCGCCGAC
This is a messenger RNA of Lindgomyces ingoldianus, 327 nucleotides long. Its product is annotated as ankyrin. Lineage: Eukaryota; Fungi; Ascomycota; Dothideomycetes; Pleosporales; Lindgomycetaceae. The transcript has a single exon. Gene Ontology annotation, molecular function: protein binding. The annotation marks the transcript as partial. The record is from RefSeq and is a predicted model, not a curated record.